Molecule: messenger RNA, 811 nt
Organism: Cannabis sativa
Lineage: Eukaryota; Viridiplantae; Streptophyta; Magnoliopsida; Rosales; Cannabaceae
Product: bet1-like protein At4g14600
Exons: 4
Coding region: 138-500 (120 amino acids)
Source: RefSeq, a predicted model, not a curated record
AAAUAAAAUAAAAUGAUGCGCUGGUGGUUAUAAGAAGAUAUCCUCGACUACUAAUUCUAAAUAAAUCCAGUUGGAUUGGAGUCCUUUCCAUUUUUUUUUUCUUUGUUUAUUGGUCUGCUUCUUCAAGUUUACCUGCCAUGGCAAACCCUUACAGAUCAAAACAAGGCCUUAGCGCGAGGCCGGUAGGUACUGCCGACGAAAUUCAGCUAAGGAUUGAUCCCUUGCACGGAGACCUAGAUGAACAAAUCACUGGUCUCCAUUCCCAAGUUAGACGUCUUAAAACUGUGGCUCAAGAGAUUGAAUCAGAAACAAGGGUUCAGAAUGAUCUACUUGCAGAUUUGCAAUUGACCUUGAGUCAAGCUGGGGCUGGGGUGAAAAAUGGAAUGAGGAGGUUGAACAGGACUAUCCAGCAGAGCUCAAACCAUAUCGUGCAUGUGGUUAUUUUUGGAUUAAUAUUUUUCACUAUAAUCUACUUCUGGUUCAAGGUAGUUGGAAAAUGAAGAUUGGCUAGGUUGCACCAGAGUUGCACGAGGCAUGGUUGUUUAUGAACUCUUUUGGCUCUUUUUUUUUUUUUGUUUAUUCCCUUUAAGUUACUUUUGGUCCAGCUGGUUAGAAGAUGGAAGACCAACUAAUAUCUCAGUCCCAGUUUCAGUUCUUAAACACAGCCACUAUUUGGGAUUGAGAAGGACCACAUCAGAAACACAUUUAGGUACACUAUUUAAUGUUUAAUAUUAGAACAUUAACAUAGUUUUAAAGUUCCUUUAAAUGUAUAGCCAGUCAUAUGACUAAUUGUUGAACGAUAAAAAAAAAA